This is a messenger RNA of Pyricularia pennisetigena, 573 nucleotides long. RefSeq lists its product as uncharacterized. Bases 1 to 573 code for a protein of 190 amino acids. The record is from RefSeq and is a predicted model, not a curated record. Lineage: Eukaryota; Fungi; Ascomycota; Sordariomycetes; Magnaporthales; Pyriculariaceae. The transcript has 2 exons.
AUGGCUGCAUCCAAGACGCCCUCCUUCCCCCACCUGCUCUACGUCUACCCCUGGAUGCCCUUCCGGCGGCGCGUCAUCAUCCACCGCGAGAAGGGCAUCCACGACGCCGUGGAAAUCGGCCAGUCCAUGGCGAUCCUGAACUACCUCGAGGACAUGUGCGCCGCGGGCGCCAUGGAGCUCCCCGGCGCCCGCGAGGGAGAUGCUGCGCUGAGUCAAGCGCGCCCUGGCGGCCGGCAAGACCAUGCUGAGGGAGGACCGCGAGCGGCAGGCCGUACACACCAGUGCUUUGCCCUCAUGGCUACUCGCGGUGCAGCGGUCAACGUGGCCGACGUUGUGCUCUACCAGUUCCUCGAGUUUGUCGACGACUGCUACGGCGUCGACAUCACCGUCGGCUCGGGAGAGGUCGUGACUAAUGUCUACGGACUUCAAGUGAAGGAUUCGUUUCCUAUGUUGGUGGAGUUUUAUACCGAGUUCAAAAAGAGAGACUCUGCAAAGAGGACCGAGGGUGCCGGCGAGAAGCCUCCUGCGUGGGCUCUGGCUGUCAUGACCAAGUGGGCCGAUGGUGUUUUGUAA